CAUGGCGAAAAUGGAAAAUACCUUAGCUUGGAUUACCCUUGGGAUUACCCUGCCCUUUUCUUCCCUAUUCAUCCACUAAACCUGCCAACCUGCCAACCUGCCAACCCGCAAACCCGCCAACCCAUUUUAUUGUUAAUUGUUACAAGCACGUCUGAUCGCCGGUUCAAUUCAGUUUACCCUUCACAUUACGGGGACCCCCAGCCACAAACACGAACUCCUAGGUUCGGUUAUGAUUCCACAUCGUAGACCCGUUGGCUAUUUAUCAUUUGUUGUCUUAUUCUAUUAACUAGUAUUCAUUGCGCGCUUUCAGAUUCGUCCCGCUUCGUGACGCGAUGCCGGACACGUUGAUGGGGUUCUGAUCUUCAAUAUGGCCGACUCCGAAGACAGUUGCUCGAUACAGAGCGAGGAACAAUUAUGGACUGAGCUGAGUAAAGCUGUCGCUACUAAUUGCCCUGCCGAAGCCCACGAGACCAUCGAUGAUGCAUUGCGAUCGUGGCUAUAUCUCGCGUCGCGAUGCCGAGACGAAUUUUCUCAGUCCGAAGAUGACGUAGCCAAUUGCUCGCAAAUACUCCGCCAUGGAAACCUCUUCUAUAUCAACCCGGACUACGUGCGCACGCAGAUUAUCUAUAGUUUACUACAGGAAGACGAACCCGGACCCCUAUAUGUCAUCGCUAAUUUCCUCCUACUCGAUGGCCGAGCAGAUGAAGCAACGUUCAAACGGAUGAUUGAUGAGAGCUGUUUCCACCGUCUGCUCGAACUAAUCAACGGGCGAAAAGACAACGAUCCGGGCUUGCAUCGACUACUAUUAGAUUUGAUGUACGAGAUGUCGCGGAUUGAACAGCUUCGCGUCGAGGAUUUGCUCCACGUUGACGAUGGAUUUGUUACCUACCUAUUCGAGCUCAUUGAGGACUUUUCUGACGAUGCACACGAUCCGUAUCACUAUCCCAUCAUCCGUGUCCUACUUGUCCUCAACGAGCAAUACAUGGUCGCAUCCACGGCCGCGAUGAAUGACCCCACGCUGACUGCGCCGCUGACAAACAAAGUCGUUAAGUGCCUUAGCUUAUACGGUCCGAAUUAUAGGACGUUCGGCGAAAAUAUUAUACUACUUCUCAACCGCGAAACCGAGACGUCUUUACAGCUUCUUAUCUUGAAGCUCUUAUACUUACUCUUCACCACCAAAGCCACGUAUGAAUAUUUCUACACCAAUGACUUGCGGGUGCUUCUUGAUGUCAUCAUCCGCAACCUUCUGGACCUCCCAGAAGAAUUGAUGGCUUUACGACAUACGUACCUUCGUGUGAUGUACCCAUUGCUUGCGCAUACGCAACUUAACCAACCGCCCCAUUACAAAAAGGAUGAGGUGCAGAAACUACUCAGAAUACUAGCCGGAUCGGGAAAUACCCACUUCGCUCCAGCGGACGAGACAACUCUGAGGCUUGUAGACCGCGUAUCUAAAGUCAAGUGGCUUUCUGAUGAGGGCACCGGUGCUGGAGAGAUCGCGCGCAAAUUGCUCGGCAUUAGCCUCUCUCAUGCGGAAACCGCCAGCAACGUUAGCGUCGUGCAUGUGGCGGCGGUUAUGGAGAAACCGGGUGUUCAGACGCCGAGCCGGAAAGCUGAGGCCGAAGCCGUAGCUAAAGAUGAGGCAGAAGCUGAAAUAAAGACUAAAUUUGAAAAUGGAGAAGUCAAAAACGAAGUAACCCGUCCAAGCUCCAGUCGUGGGGAAGCUAGAACGAAGGAGACAUCAAAGCCAAGCAGGCCGAAGAAACCACUUCCUGAAGUGCCGAAGCACCGGCACGGAGUACCGUAUGUUUCCGUGGGACACGAGAAUAGCACUAGGAGUGUUAAGAAGGCACCACCCAAGGCGCCGCCGCCGAGACGGAGAGGAAGAAUUAAGCAUACUACAACUACGGAGACGGUGAGGUCUAUAUCAGAGCUAGUUUGAGGUUUGGGAGCUCUUUAAGAAAGAGCAAGGAUGUAAUUUGAUUAAUUAUGGGCGGGGGCACUCCCACGGUGGAGAUUGGACUCGGUGUCGUGUGGGAACGACCAGUAGAGAAUGGCAUUUUUGACAUGGGAAAUGGCGUACCGGGUAGGUAAGCCGAUACUUGAGAAUCGAUAUCCCAGAGAUAGCAUUUGCAUAGGCGAGGCGUUUAGGAAAGGGAGGACGGGGGGGGAGGCUUUACCUUCUUGGAGUCAAAUAAGGAAUAACCGAAUGACGCCUGCACCCUAUAGUCAGUAAGAAAU
Messenger RNA from Daldinia decipiens, 2238 nucleotides. RefSeq lists its product as uncharacterized. Gene Ontology annotation, cellular component: actin cortical patch. NCBI's taxonomy places the organism in Eukaryota, Fungi, Ascomycota, Sordariomycetes, Xylariales, Hypoxylaceae. The record is from RefSeq and is a predicted model, not a curated record. Gene Ontology annotation, molecular function: Arp2/3 complex binding. The transcript is spliced from 3 exons. Gene Ontology annotation, biological process: actin cortical patch localization; endocytosis; actin cortical patch assembly. Bases 368 to 1939 code for a protein of 523 amino acids.